UUUAGUGUUAUUGAAUAAACCAACGAAUUAACAUUAAAAUUAAAUUUGCUAUAAAUAUAAUAGAGAAAUAACGUAGUCUUAAUUACAAAUUAUAGGACUCUACAAGGAAUAUCAUUAAAAACUUUCUUACAAAAAUGUCAGUCGACAAUUUUGAUACAUUAAGUAAUAAGGAGUUAUACACAAAAUGUACAGAAUAUGGACUGUCAAAUAUACCUGUUACAAACAGCAGUCGAGGCAUUAUUUUAAAAAGAUUGCGCGCUGCUUUCUCCGAAACAUCUAAGAAUGUAUCCAAAGUACAAGAGACAACAGCAAGAGAUCAUGACAGACUGCGUACAUCGAUCCCUACAAAAACAAAUCACACAAAGAUAAGCAACACCACAGAUCUAGUAUCUGACAUAAGUAACAAUUCUGUGGUAACAGCAACAAAAAGCACUGAAAACAAUGGGUUCACUUUCAAUACUUUGCAAGAUGAACAUAUUAACGCAGAUUUAAAAAGAAAAGAAAAAGACAAGAAAGGAUCCCAUGAACAAAUUAUAACAACCAUAGGGUCCAAAGGAUUCUAUGGAACAUCCAAGGAUGAAUCCAAACUACCUUAUGUAUCGACUGCUACUAAAACAAAUCAAAUCAAAAUAACUAAUACUACGAAACAAGAAUCCGACUUAAGUAGCAACUGUAUGCCAACAGAAAAAAAUAAUAACACUAAAGACCAUGUGUUUUUAGCAUCUAAGAUCUAUGGCACAUCUAAGAAUAAAUCCAUAGUUCAACAAAGAACAGCAGAUCGUGACAUAUUACACGAAUCAACUCCUAUUAAACUAAAUCAAUCGAAGAUAAGCAAUACUACAGUACAAGCAUCUGAUUUAGGUAGCAAGCCUGUGUCAACAGCAAAAAAUAACACUGACGACUAUGUAUUCAAUUUUUUUAAUUUCCAACAUAGUCAGGCUAACACAGGUGUAACUACUAAUGUUCACAAAGACGACAAAGCAUUUAAUCAACACAUUAAAACAACCACCACAAACACUAAAUCCAAAGAUUUUUAUCGAACAUCUGAAAAUAAAUCAAAAAUACAAGACACAACAACAGAUCGUGACAAUAUACACGAAUCAACUCUAACUAAAACAAAGAUAAGCAAUAAUGAAAAGCAAGUUCCCGACUUAAGUAACAACAAGUUCCCUGUGUCAACAAGCAACAAUAACACUGAAGACAAUGUUUUCACAUUUAAUACUUUGCAACAUAAUCAUACUGGAACAGCUUUAAGUGUUAUUAAUCAAAAAGUCAACCAAGGAUCCUAUGAACACAUUAUGACAACCAUCCCAACUGCAGGAUCUAAACUCCAUACAAUCAAUACUUCCAACGUUAAUGAAAAAUUACAUGGUUUGAUACAUUCAGGAUCGAAAUUCAAAACAUUCAAUAAUAUUUACGUUAAACCAAUUAUUAACGAAGAUGCGAAAUCACAUGAUCACUUAGGCUCAAGAUCGAAACUUAAUACUUUCUAUAAAGCUCAUCCAGAUAUAGGUGAAGAUGUGAAAUCACAAGGUUUUAAAAUUUUAAAAGGUUCCGUCUCCCUAACUAAGUCGGCAGUUUUAACAACUUCCUAUCACCAAGAAGCAUCAUUACGAGGAAAAUUAAUUGAAAGUUAUGAUAUUAGAAACAAUAAAGAUGCUCAAGCACGUCGUGUGGAAAGAAUCGAAUCUCUUAAAAGUAAAUAUAAUUCUGGGACCAUAACUCAAAAUUUCUCUAAUGAUCCACUUGAAGAGAAACCGAAAAUUGAACUUAAAGUGCAGAAAUCAAUACAAACUUACCUCCAUGAUUUUGAUGCACAGAAAUAUAUCAAUUCUUCCUCAAAAAAUAUAAGUAGUCAUAGUAACUCAACCCCUUUGAAAUAUCUAAGUGAUUUGAAGUUCGGUUCUGUUUCAUCAUCCAAAAUACAGUUUGAUUACACGACACCUGCGAAAAAACCACAAAUCCUUAAACUAAAUAUAUUACGCCCAAAUAUAACUGAAGCAACUACAACAAAUCCAGAAUAUAUUACCAAAGGGCAUCAUCCAUAUGUCACAACACGUAGACGUGAAUCCACUACUUUUAAUGCUCAACAGAAAUAUCCUACAGAUUGUGAAUAUGUUGAAAGCCAAAGUAAUGAGAAUUACUUGACAAGGACCUUCAGCAGCUUUUUACCACGCAUUGUUCGAUCGACUUUACGUCAUCUAGAAACUGAAUGUACUAAUAAUACAUUUGAUGAUGAUGAGGCAAGACAUCGAUUUAUUCAAACAUUGCAACAAAAUAUUUUUAAACAGAGCCUGGCCUUUAUUAUGGGAUUUGUAUUGGCUGCAUUUAUUUAUGUUUAUAUAAUGUAGCUGUCACGAUACACAGUAUUAUCACAGUAUUAUAUUUUUAUCAGAUUUUUUAGAUAAACUCACAUAAUUUUAGUGGCACAUUUAUUUAUCUUCUUUUUUUAUUCACAACUGCAAGAAUAUUGAUUUAUUUUUAAAUUGUUAUAUUAAUUAUAUUAUUGUACUAUUUUGAUUUGUUAAU
This is a messenger RNA of Teleopsis dalmanni, 2529 nucleotides long. RefSeq lists its product as uncharacterized. The record is from RefSeq and is a predicted model, not a curated record. The coding region runs from base 135 to 2351 and encodes 738 amino acids. Lineage: Eukaryota; Metazoa; Arthropoda; Insecta; Diptera; Diopsidae. The transcript has 2 exons.